Pimephales promelas (fathead minnow) is the source of this 1917-nucleotide messenger RNA. It is a transcript of the gene spata2, whose product is annotated as spermatogenesis associated 2. Gene Ontology annotation, biological process: protein K63-linked deubiquitination; regulation of necroptotic process; regulation of tumor necrosis factor-mediated signaling pathway. Gene Ontology annotation, cellular component: cytoplasm. The record is from RefSeq and is a predicted model, not a curated record. Lineage: Eukaryota; Metazoa; Chordata; Actinopteri; Cypriniformes; Leuciscidae.
CCAAUGAAUUGAAUCAUAUAGCCGAACCGACUCGCUGAAUGAAUCGGAGAUUCCAACGCUAUUCCUAUCUGCAGCCUGCAACCUCGGGAGCGCGCAGAGGAGGCAGUGUAGCGCACGCGCAGUCUGGCGAUGGGGAUUUCCAGCGGAACAUGAAGCUUUGGACAUGGUGUUUUUUAACGUAUUCUCCUCUCUGCAAGCCCUGACCUUCAUCCUACUGCAGAGGGAAAACCUGACCGUUAGGGCUUAAAAAGGUGAGGAGUUUCCAUUCAGCCCCCAGUUCAACCACCUUCUCAUGUCAUGUUGCUUCCUUUGAGGUGUUUUGGUUCAUGAGGCACCCAGAGAUGCCUAUAACCGCAGGAAAGAGCCCUGGGCAAGGUGUACGCCCAAAUUAAACCGCACACCUCUUCACUUUCAUUAUUCCAUAUCACUCCUUUGGAGGAUGAUCGCAACUUGCUGAUUUUCCCCACUGUACUGCACCGUUGUCCCAGGUCUUUCCCAGGUGUCCAGUGGGAGAGAGACCUUGAGAUGGCAAGGUGUCCCAUUUAAAGAAACUCCUGGAUUGUGGGAUAAGCGGGUGCCAGCUACGCAACCCACUGCCACCAAUGGAUGCCAAGUUGCGAGAAGAUCUGUUCCGCAGGUAUGUGGCAUCUCUGGAGAACCGGCUCGAGGAGGGAACUGGUGAAGGAGGAGAUAAGCCAGGGGCUAAGACUGAGGAAGCACUGAUUUCCACUGCAACGGCACUGCUAGGCUCAUACCAGCCUGACCCCGGGCAGCGCUUUCGCAUGGUUCGGUUCUACGACGUAGCGGAGAACUCACUGAGAACUCAGAGAGGCGCAAGCUUGCGGACAUUGGAGACAGCCUUUGCGACGCUGGAAACCAUCUGUACCAACUUGUUGCUCUUUCCGUGGAAGAAGGAGUUCCGUUGCAUUAAGACCUUCACAGGGCCAUACGUGUACCAGUUGCAGUCGGUGAUAUGCGACGCGGACCUGCGUUCACUUCUGCGCUCCAUGGGCUAUACAAGAGACCAAGAAUCGCAGUACCACGUCCGGGACCAUCCGGGCGGAGCCUCCCACCUUCGGCAGCUUUCCUUUGAGCUGCUUCUCGCACAGGCUGAAUGCCGGUUACUCAGCGAGGUGGUGUCCAUGUCCCGGGGCUUCGCCUCGGAGCUGGAGGCCGUGGAUGUGAGGAGGAACACCAGAGAAGAUGCAGCAGGGUGUGCUGACGCCCUCCGCCGACGGGACAGCCUCACCGGAGACUUGUCCCGCCUGUCGGUGCGGCCCUUGGAUAUCGACCGUGCCCAUCUUAGGCGAAGCGGUCGACCCUCCAAAUCAGUGGAUGUAACGGACAGCGCUGGACACUGGCACCAAGCCAGCAAGCCCGUGUUAAAGGCUUCGCUCAGCCUCCGCAAAGAGCCGUUAUUCGUCGACACGGAGGAAGACAUGAAGGAUGAAAUCCUUCGACCGAGUCCCUCGCUUUACCCCGUGGCGGCUCCGCCCUCGUACAGCCCAGUGGCGGACUUCUUUCCCAUCCAAUCGCCCCCGUCCGAGCCAUACUCCUACCACUUGUCCUCCCUCGAUGAGGUGGACUUGUACACUGAGCGAGGUUUGGGUGGCCUCCAGACCCCCUCCAGACCGCCGAGCCGGGAGCUGCGAGAAGCCCGGGACAGUUGGGUUCUGAAGGGGCACAUGAUGAAGUGCCAGGGCUGUGGGAUGGGCUGCCCUUCGCUCUCCUCCUGCCAGCGGUGCGACAUGAUCUUGUGUUCGUCCUGCCACGCGGUGGAACCGACGCCUUGUUGCGGCUUCCAGGAUUACACUAAAACUUCCCGCCCUCUGGACGGAUACAUGCCCAUCAAGGAGAAGUUGUCCGUCUACUCCAACGCCCACUCCCACACUCACCCUCACCCACUCCCCCACGCUC